CUCAUAAAGUCUGCAUCAUUCUAUCAAAUCAAGUCAUUUAUUUUAAUUAGGACAACUUUUUUGUAUUUAGUUAUUUCAAUUAUCAACAAUAAUGGAUUUCUAAAAAAACAGUUUGGUCAUAGACCAUAUAAUUGUCAGGAAAAAUGAAGAUUUAUUCCUGGCGUCUGCAGUACAUAUUAGCAGUUUUGAUUUUAUGGUUAAAUACUGCAGAAUUAGCAAAAACACGACGAAGAUCAACGAAUUUGAAUCGACCACAAGCUCAACAACCUGAUGAAAAUUACGAUGAUAAUUACACUGAUGGGGAUUACGAUUAUACGUAUGGAGAAACUACUCCAGAAGGUGUAACUCCAGGUACAGAAUAUGGACAACCUCCAGAUGAACGGCCUACUCCAACCGGUGCGAUAAAUGUGAAUAUCGUGACAACACCACCAACAACUCCUCAACCAUAUGUUCCUCCAUCAAGGCGUCCAGUACAGCCAACAACUUCAAAACCCAGAACUGUCAGGCCAACUCCAGAUGCCAAGCCAAAUCCAGAUGAGCCACCUGUUGUUGGUCCAAGAGGGGAUAAUGGUUAUCCAGGAGAACCUGGUAGACCUGGAGAUUCUGGCAUCCCUGGAUCACCUGGUUCACCAGGAAUUCCUGGCCAUCCUGGACCUCCUGGCCCUGUACCGGAUUUAACCAAUUACUAUAAUCAAUUGGCUCUUGCACAAGCGGGUGCAGAUAAAGGACCGAGUUAUGCAGGACCGGAAGCUUUUCCAUUCCUCCAAGCACAAGUAGGCCCAGUUGGACCACGCGGUGCUCCUGGAUUACCUGGCCCACCAGGUCCGCAAGGUUUCCAAGGUGUAAGAGGAGAGCCUGGUGAACCAGGACCACCUGGUGUACCAGGAAUUGCAGGACCAAGAGGACUACCCGGACCACAAGGAAAAGAUGGCGCUCCUGGAGACGAUGGUGAAGUAGGCCAGCCUGGUGCAGUUGGGCCACAAGGACCCCGAGGCUUACCUGGCAUGCCAGGCUUACCCGGUGUAAAAGGUCACCGAGGAUACCCUGGUUUAGAUGGCGCCAAAGGAGAGCAAGGUCCAUUAGGAGAAAAGGGUGCACAAGGGAAUAUAGGUUCAAUAGGACCUACGGGUCCCCCGGGUCCAGCCGGGCCUAGAGGUGAACGUGGAAGAGAAGGACCUCCUGGUCCACCUGGAUUGCGUGGAGUGGACGGUAUAUCUGGGCCACCGGGACCUCCAGGUGCCAUCGGCAAACCAGGUCCACCGGGAUUUCCAGGAAGCACUGGCAAUAAAGGUGAUCAAGGUGCACAAGGUCCCAAAGGAAGCCAAGGCCUUCAAGGUCCUAGAGGUGAAUCUGGUAGACCUGGCCAGCCUGGAGAAUCUGGACCACAAGGACCUCAAGGCAAAGAUGGAAUACCAGGUGAAAAAGGGAAUAUAGGUGGGAUUGGACCCGCUGGACCCCCCGGAUUUCCCGGGGCUCGUGGUCCACCUGGUUUACCUGGGGCUGACGGACCAGCAGGGGCAAAAGGAAUACCUGGUACCCCUGGAGAACGAGGAUAUAAAGGUGAUAGUGGUUCAAAAGGUGAAAGUGGAGCUCCUGGACCUCGCGGACUUCCUGGUCCCCAAGGUAGUGAGGGUAAACGAGGAAAACGGGGUAUGAGAGGGCCGACUGGACCUUCAGGCCCUCAGGGAGAACGAGGAGUAGCAGGUGCAAGAGGACUUCCAGGUCCAGAUGGUUCUGUUGGUCCAAAAGGUCAAUCUGGAGAUAGAGGUCCUCAAGGUCCAGCAGGAAUAAAAGGAGCGCAAGGAGACCCAGGGCGCCCAGGAUCCCCAGGUAUUCAAGGACUCCGUGGUAUUCCCGGUCGUCCUGGUCAAGUAGGUAAACCUGGAAAUCCAGGAGAACGAGGAAUACAAGGUGCAGACGGCAGGCCUGGUGAGCCAGGACCACAAGGAUUACAAGGUUUACCAGGUCCUCUUGGACCUCAAGGAGACAAGGGGUUGACUGGGGAACCUGGAAAAGAUGGUGAACAAGGACCAACAGGUGCACCCGGACCCCGUGGAGACCCUGGUAAAGACGGUGCCCCUGGUGCAACAGGUCCUCCAGGACCCCCUGGUUCAGAUGGUGAACGUGGACCAACGGGCGCUCCAGGACCUCGAGGAUUCAAUGGAUUGCCAGGUGUUGCCGGAAAUCCUGGAUCUCCCGGAAAGGAUGGAGAAGCGGGCGUUCAAGGUCCACCAGGUUUGCCUGGUCAAGCUGGUGCUCGUGGAGAAAGAGGAUUCCCAGGUGAAAGAGGUCCAACUGGUUUAGCGGGACCUCCAGGAUUACGUGGCGAAGCAGGUCCACAAGGCGCAGACGGAUUACCUGGACCAACGGGCGCUAAAGGUGAUAAAGGUAUUCAAGGUCAUCAAGGUUUAAUUGGUUUACCUGGAUUAAGAGGAUUGCCGGGACCUAGUGGAGAAAAAGGAGACCGUGGAGAAAUUGGUCUUGUUGGACCUGCGGGUCCUCCAGGUCGCCAAGGUGAAAGAGGUGUACAAGGACCUACGGGUCCUGUUGGUCCACCUGGUGAACCAGCUGAAAGGGGUGAUCCAGGCUCACCUGGCCCACCUGGUGAACCGGGAUCUCCGGGUUCGAUUGGAGAACGUGGCCCCGCCGGACCUCCUGGACCUCAAGGCUUCCCAGGACCGCAAGGGCUAUUUGGAUUACCUGGUAUUAAAGGAGAACGUGGUCAUAAUGGGCUUAAGGGUGAACAGGGAAAACCGGGACCAGUAGGAAAUCCUGGUGAAGCAGGACCUCAAGGUCCUAUUGGACUUACUGGUUCUAAAGGAGCACGGGGUGAACCAGGUUUACGAGGAGAUGUGGGUUUAUCAGGACCGCCGGGAAGACCAGGAGAACCUGGAUUACCGGGUCAACCUGGUAAUGUAGGGCCACCAGGAUCUGCUGGAGUUCCAGGAAUAAAGGGUACUCCCGGAGAACAAGGGCGUCCUGGAAGCCCAGGAUUACAAGGUGAACCAGGUGUCAUUGGACCUGAGGGACAGAAAGGUGAUGUGGGCUCUCAAGGUCCACCAGGGGUAGCUGGUCAACCAGGACCACAAGGGCCAGCAGGGGACAGAGGUUUACCCGGCUUACCCGGACCUACAGGUCCCGUUGGAUCUAGAGGAAUUCGAGGUGCUCCGGGAGAAACUGGUUCACCAGGAAAACCUGGAAAUGAAGGUCCACCAGGUCCUGUUGGUCCAAAUGGUCCACCAGGUCCUCCUGGCCCACAAGGUGAUCAUGGACCCGAAGGUCCGUCCGGAAAGCAAGGUCCUCCAGGAAUUUCAGGUCGUCCAGGAGAUAAAGGACCAAUAGGACAGCCAGGAAAUCCUGGACCAACUGGGCCACCUGGAUUACCAGGUCCACCUGGACCAAAUGGACCACCAGGUCUGACAGGAGAAAGAGGAAGUCGUGGUGAAACAGGCCCACAAGGUGUUGAAGGACAACAAGGACCCCGAGGAAAACCUGGAACACCAGGACCAGAAGGACCAAAAGGAGAUCAUGGAGAUAUUGGACCUCAAGGAGCUAAAGGGCAUAGAGGAUUAAUGGGAUUACAAGGGUUGCCAGGACAACCUGGUUUGCCUGGAGAUAAGGGAAUACCUGGAGCAAAUGGAUUACCGGGCAAAGAUGGCGAACCUGGUCCAAGAGGUUCUCCUGGCAGAGAUGGUAAUCCGGGACCACAAGGUCCCCCUGGCCCUCCAGGUUCACGUGGUCCUGCUGGAGAUGAAGGAAAACAAGGUAUCAGUGGUCCAGCUGGCCCUCCGGGUCCACCUGGACCUCCUGGUGAGCCAAUGUAUGAUCCUACGGCAUUAGCUGCGUUUAUUAGUGCAGGUCAAAUAAAUAAUAAUAAAGGACCUGAUCCACAAGGUGAUGAACCACUUCGAAUAUUUGGAAAAGAAAUAACUGAAAAAGAACGACGUGAAUUAGUUCUCAAAGCUUACGAACAAUUGAAAGCAUCCUUUGAAAAGUUCAGAUCACCAGAUGGUCAGAAACAUUCUCCAGGAAAAACUUGCCGAGAUAUUUUUGUAGCGCAUCCUGACUUCUCAUCGGGUGACUAUUGGAUUGAUCCAAAUGAGGGUGAUAUGCGAGAUGCUAUUAUGGUUUAUUGUAAUAAAGAAGCACAUACAACAUGUGUAUAUCCAAGUCCAACUCGUAGCCCAGAAAUAGUAUAUGAAGGAAACGAACAAGAAAUUUGGCUCGGAGAAAUAUCUGGUGGUCUAAAGAUAACGUAUAAAGCAGAUAGCAGCCAAAUCAAUUUCUUACAACUACUCGCAGAGAGUGCUCAACAAAAUAUAACAUACCACUGCAAAAAUUCCGUCGCAUAUUUUGAUGCAGAAAAACGAACUUACCGUAAAGGUAUUAAAUUGAUGUCAUGGAAUGAUGCAGAAAUAACACCAAGAGGCAAUCAAAGAUUACGAUACGAAAUGAUUGAAGACGAUUGUCGGUUCCGUAAACCUGAAUGGGCCAAAACCGUUUUGACAUAUGCUACUGAAAAAUCAACACGUUUACCAAUUACUGAUAUUGGAGUACGUGACUUUGGAAAACCAGAUCAAUCAUUUUGGGUUGAAAUUGGACCAGUAUGUUUCAAAUAAUAUGCAAUGUUUGAAAUGAUAAAGCAAAUUUAACUGCCAUUUCCAAUCACAUUUGAACAGCAAUAAAUGUGAUUGGUAAUUACCUAUUAAAAUAAUGUGUUCGUAUUAAUAAUUUAGAAUUUUUUUACUCUCUGUACAAAGUUAAGUAUUUACAAUAAGAUUAUGUUUAAGGAAGUUGUCACAAUUUUUU
Chrysoperla carnea is the source of this 4809-nucleotide messenger RNA. RefSeq names its product collagen alpha-1(I) chain-like. The coding region runs from base 144 to 4619 and encodes 1491 amino acids. The record is from RefSeq and is a predicted model, not a curated record. Gene Ontology annotation, molecular function: extracellular matrix structural constituent. Lineage: Eukaryota; Metazoa; Arthropoda; Insecta; Neuroptera; Chrysopidae. The transcript has 21 exons.